GAGACGUUCAGGGCUCUCCGGCAAAUAAAAAACUUCAUGGCUGGAAGAAGUCGACGGCGAUGCGCGCGGCUAGGCUAGGCUAAAGCUAGUCUGAGGCUGGGCUGGGCUUUGCGGAGGGGACGCUUCCGAAGGCGGCCGAACCUCCACAAGGGCCUUGUUUUUUUAUUUUUUGUCUUUUUUUAUCAUUAUAAGUGUGAGCUUGCUGGAAACUAACAGAAGAACCGCUUUCGUCUCGUGCGCCUUUUCUGAUGGAACAUUUGAGUUAAUUAGCCUCGGAGAAAAAGAAAAGCAGGACCGACGAGUCAGCGACCCCCCCACAAGGCUUCUUCCUCCUCCUCCUCCUCCUCCUCCUGUGUGGCGGUGACCGAAUUGGUACCAUGGCAGCUACUUUGUCGGCCGAGGAAGAAGAGGCUAUCAGACAGUUCCUGGAGGAAAUCACCAAGUGGACCAGUCAGCAUGGAGUCUCGCCGCUCUCCAGGGAACUGGCCGUCAAGUUCCUCAUGGCGCGCAAGUUCGACGUGUUCCGGGCCAUCCAGCUGUUCCACAGUUACAGGGAAACGCGGCUGAAAGAAGGCAUCGUCAGACUUCAGCCUCAAGAAGAACCUCUGCGCUCGGAGCUGCUCAGCGGAAAGUUCACGGUGCUGAGUGCACGGGACCCGUCAGGAGCCUCCAUCGCCUUGUACACUGCCAAACUUCAUCACCCAAACAAGACGGGCAACCACGUGGUUCUGCAGGCACUCUUCUACCUCCUGGAUCGCGCAGUGGAGAGCUUCGAGACUCAGAGGAACGGCUUGGUGUUCAUCUACGACAUGGCCGGUUCCGACUACACAAAUUUUGAGCUGGACCUGAGCAAGAAGAUUCUCAACUUACUGAAGGGGGCGUUCCCGGCCAGGUUGAAGAAGGUGUUGAUUGUCGGGGCGCCGGUGUGGUUUCGGGUGCCCUACAACCUGCUCAGUCUGCUGCUGGAGAAACUUCGGGAGCGCGUCCAGUUUGUGAAGAUGGUCGAGCUGCGCCAGCACCUCCCCAGGGACUGCCUUCCCCAGCACCUGGGAGGCCUUCUUCCCCUGGACACCUUCAGCUGGAACCAGCAGCUUCUGGCGGGCCAGAACGGCCGUGUGGACCCCGUGGAUGAGCUGGUGGGCAUCCCCCUGGAGGACUCCUCCAUUCACAUCCCAGGACCAGAAUCCAUGCGCCCGCAGGAGCUGCUGACGCACCUCGGCAGACUCCAACGCUCCGGCAUCCACUUGGAGUACGAGGAGCUCCGGAGAGAAGCGCCGCCGGGGACCUUCCACUGUGCACAAGCCGUCUACAAUCUGGAGCGGAAUCGAUAUGGAGAUGUUCUGUGUCUUGAUCAAACAAGAGUCCGCCUGAAACCACGAAAGAUUGAGAGAUCUGACUACAUCAACGCGAGCUUCAUGGAUGGUUACAAACAGAAGAAUGCGUAUAUUGGUACUCAAGGUCCCCUGGAAAAGACAUACGGUGACUUUUGGAGAAUGGUUUGGGAGCAAAAUGUGCUUGUUGUCGUCAUGACAACCAGGACGGAGGAGGGCAGCCGAAGGAAAUGCGGACAGUACUGGCCCCUGGUCGACGGUGGCCAGGAGGUCUACGGUCACAUAGCUGUGGUGAAUCAAAGGGUGGACCACUACACCCACUACAACCACACCAUCCUUGAGCUGCACAACACUGAGACAUGUGAACAAAGGCAAGUGAGUCAUUUCCAGUACCUCAGCUGGCCCGACUACGGCGUCCCGACCUCGGCGGUGACUCUCAUCGACUUCCUGUCGGCCGUGAAGAAAGAGCAGUGGAAUAUGAUCAAGGCCUUGGGACCUCAGUGGACGGGAUACCCGCAGAGACCCCCCAUGGUGGUUCACUGUAGCGCUGGGAUCGGCAGGACGGGUACCUUCUGUGCCUUGGACAUCUGUCUGUCGCAGUUACAAGACGUGGGCUCGCUCAACGUGUGCCAGACGGUGCGACGCAUGAGAACCCAGAGGGCCUUCAGUAUCCAAACCCCGGACCAGUACUACUUCUGCUACAACGCCAUUUUGGAGCAAUCCCAAAGGCAAGGCUUGCUCCCGACCAAUCAGUGAGCUGCGCUUCAUUCCGCACACCCAUUUCCAUCCAUAAUACACCCAGCCACAAAAUUCUGCUGUUUGCCCCGAGACGCUCGUCUUGCCAAGUGCUGUCCUUGUCUUUCCUGGAACCAUUCGUCAGCAUGUGACAAUGUGUGUGCGUGUUUGUGUGGCUGUAUGGAGUCCAGCAAACAGGUUGUAUGGUCUCAUUGUAUGGCAGCCUAAGCAGUAAAUCCACCAAAAAUGCAGUUUUUUUUUUUUUUUUUUUUGCUAACAACCAUUUGGUCACAAACUUCACGUUUUUUAAAAUGUUUUUUUUUUUUAAAAUAACUUUAGGGUAAACCGUAUUUGCAGGUGUUAGGAAGCGAUCCCUAUCGCGAGUUAACAGACACCACCCCCAAAAAAAGGUUUAAUUUUUUUAUUUCAUUUUCUUUAUUUUUUCUAGUUCCAACCAAGGAUAGGCAACUUAAAUACUGGAGGUGGCCACACACUUCCAAUAUGUACUCUAAAUAUAUUUCAUUUUUGAUCAUACAUUUUCAAUCCACUAUCCUCAGCCAACAACAAAAGCUUUGAAGCCAACAACACGGGCUGAAAAAAAGCAAACAAAUGGGCUCUCUUGCAUCAAAAUGAUGGCACAAAACUGCUGAACAACACAAAACACAUACAUCAUUUUUAAACUAAAAUAAACUCUCAGAAAAUGUUAAUAUUCCUAUCUUUGUACUUACUGUAUAUCAUUCCAAAUCUGCAACUUGCCAUCUAGUGUUGAUUGGUGAUAUUACAACUUAAAAUGACAGCUAAGCUUAGCCUUUCUACAUGCAAAGAUGUCAACCGUAUCGCUUCAACAUACUUCCUGGACACUGAUCAGCACUUUCCUAUUAAGCUUUGGCGGCGUCUUUGGGUGAUAACAGAGCGCACAAAAAUACGCACAGAUGCUUGUCGGUGAGUUUUAGCAGCAAAUAUCUGAAAAUAGCCAAAAAUACAAACAUGUGAAGCUGUAAAUAGUCUUCGGCAGUUCUUGUUUUAUGGAAGGUAAAAUACACCUGAUGCACAAUUUUCUUAAAGGGGAGGAAACUGCCAAGUUGCUCUCUUUUUACGCCCAAGGGUCCAAGUUGUUUUUUUAUUUUUUUUAUCAGUUGUUUUAGCACAAGUUGGAUGCCAGAGUAGCUGAUAAGAGCGAGCAGCAAAAGACCGCCUGUGCUACUUUGCACAAUACGACACACGAGCAAGCCACUCGCACAUUUCCAUCCGUUUUUGCCUGUCCCGGCUGACACACACACUCGCACCAGUCUUCAGUGAAGUGACUGUCCAAAUUCCGCACAGAAAGGUCGCGUUCAAACUCCCGAAAAUGGCAACUGUUAAGCGAAUGUGCUCAUCCCUCCCUUCUGAAAAAAAGGACAUUCCGCGGGAAAAGCCAAGUGUUGGUGAGUGGUGCAAUAUUUUCCCCUCACACAAACACACAUUUAUACACACACACACUCACACCAUGUCUUAGCACUUUUCACCAAGAGCCCCAAUAUACUUGGAAAUGUCAGCAGUGAUGUAUGUAGAGAUAAUAUAAAAAUGAACCAUUUAUUGAUCUUCAGAAUGCACACAUGUGCCUACCUUAAGUCCCAAGUGAUGUAUGAGACGGAUUUUAAAAUGUGUGUGUUGCUUUUAAGUUCCAGACUGUGGUUGUAAAUGUGUGCUUGCAUCUUGCCACGUUGUUUUAAGUAUAUAAGUAUGUAAAAUAUCAGAGUAUACUGUGUUAUUGUAUGUGUGUCAUGCACCAUGUUGUAGUCGGGUCAAGAUUUUUUUUCUUUUUAUGUUAACUACAGAAUUCAUAUUGAAUUUACUUGUAGUGAAGCUUUUUUUUUUUUUUUUUUACACAUCUGCCGUUGUCAUUUUCCCCCGCUUCCUUCAAAGCCGAAAUGUGGCCUAUUUUUAUUUUUCUAUCCUAUUCAACAGCUGUUUUCAUACGGGAUAUAUAAAGUUAUUUACAUUAAUUUUAUAUUUGUUUUAUUAUAACCUAUUACUGUACUUUAUCAUUAUUGUGAAUACUGAAUCAAGCUAUACUGUAAUAAAUACAAACCAUGUCAAUGUG
Syngnathus acus (greater pipefish) is the source of this 4149-nucleotide messenger RNA. It is a transcript of the gene ptpn9a, whose product is annotated as protein tyrosine phosphatase non-receptor type 9a. The transcript is spliced from 13 exons. NCBI's taxonomy places the organism in Eukaryota, Metazoa, Chordata, Actinopteri, Syngnathiformes, Syngnathidae. Gene Ontology annotation, biological process: protein dephosphorylation. Bases 378 to 2087 code for a protein of 569 amino acids. The record is from RefSeq and is a predicted model, not a curated record. Gene Ontology annotation, molecular function: protein tyrosine phosphatase activity.